AUGCCAAAAGUUAAUAAAUCAACAUUAUUAAAUGAAUUUGAGGAUCGUAUUUCUUUUUUUAUUGAUCAAACUACUGUUAAGAAUACAAAACGUUCUACUACCAACUUGUUAAAAAAAUUUAAUGAUCAUUGCAAAGAAUAUGUAUUGGAUAGUAAUAUCAAUGUUAUUUCAGAUCAAAAACAGCUUGACUCAAAUUUGGUACGCUUUUUUUCUUAUGCAAAAUGUGCUGAUAAAGAAGAAUACUCUGUAAAUUCAGUUCUAUCAGCAAUAGUCACUUUUCAAUGUUAUAUUACUAAAAAAUCAACAUUAAAAGAAAUUAAUCUUCAUGAUAAGCAGCAAUUUUCAACUCUUAAUACACUUCUAAAUGGAAAGAUUAAAUGGCUUAGCACUAAAUGCAAAGAUACACCAUGGGGAUUAUUUAAUCGAGUUUUUUUCUUUAAUGCAUUAUUCAUUGCUUUAAGAGAAGGUGAACAUUAUUUUCUUAAAAAGGAUCAUUUUCAAAAACAUCAAGAUGAAGAUAAACAUGUUGGAGAAAAAAGGCUUGGAACAUAUCUUCGUUACAUUAUAAUUGCAUCUGGAAUUGAUAUAUUUAAUCAUAGAAUAACAAAUCAAAAAGGAUGUAAAACAACAAUUCAAUUAUUAAAAUCAUUUGGGGCUAGUGAUUAUGAAUGUAUAGCAAUUACUCGGCAUAAGUCUCAAACAGGUUUUCAACAAUAUGAAAGAUCUAAAAAUAAUAUUCAAAUAAAUAAACUUGGAGAUCUUUCUAGAAUGAUUAUACUGGAUGCAAAUUAUAAUAAUUUACAAGAUCAAGUUAAUCUAUUACUUACUAAAAAAGCAAUACUUACAACAUCUACUGCUACUAUUACGCAAGCAACUAGUGCAACACCAACUUUUCAAACUGCUAAAAAAAUAUUGCAAA
Molecule: messenger RNA, 919 nt
Organism: Cetraspora pellucida
Lineage: Eukaryota; Fungi; Glomeromycota; Glomeromycetes; Diversisporales; Gigasporaceae
Source: the annotation of a GenBank genome assembly